Messenger RNA from Python bivittatus (Burmese python), 1911 nucleotides. RefSeq names its product leucine rich repeat containing 42 (gene LRRC42). Lineage: Eukaryota; Metazoa; Chordata; Lepidosauria; Squamata; Pythonidae. Gene Ontology annotation, molecular function: protein binding. The record is from RefSeq and is a predicted model, not a curated record.
UUAUCUCUAGGGUCUCCGCCCAGGAACGCACGCGCAUUGCCUUCUUCAGCCGCUAGUCUCGCGGUUUGAAUGGGGUGCCGAAAUCUGAAAGAGGAAUGUCAUGCUAUCUUGGUGCAGAAAAUGUUCCAGAUAGAGGGUCUGUAUAUGUUCGGGAGAAUGGUCAGCUCUUUACUAUAAAUCAAGAUUCAGGAAGAGGAAUCAACUGUACUCCAAAUUCAAGGCCUUCAAGAUUGUUCUCCAAAGAAUUCUCUGUUGAACUUUGUGUCAAUAAGGAAAAUGACAAUGGAAGGACAGAUCACUUUAUCUUUACUUACACAAAGGAGGGGAGUCUUCGUUAUUCUGCUAAAUCUCUCUUCAGCCUAGUCCUGAGUUAUAUUGCAGACAAUAUUAAUCAUGUUGAUUCAUUGAAUGGCUUUCCAGAACAGAUAGCAGAAAAACUUUUCUAUGCUGCAGAUGCUAGGCAGAAAUUCACAGAAUCAGAAACAGGGCUCUGUGCUUUGCAGACAUUCGCUAAUGCUUAUGGAUGCUUAGUGCUUCAGACACUGUGCUUGAGAAAUGGUUCUCUAAUUAUCUCUGAAAAACUUGAAGAAAUUAAAUCUUUCCAAGGUCUGACGUGUUUGGAUUUGUCCUCUUGUAAACUUGGGGAUGACCAUGAGCUGCUAGAGCAUAUCACCAAUGAAACAAUGUCUAGUCUAACUCAUCUUCUCCUGAAAGAUAACUGCUUAUCGGAUAUUGGGCUUCGCAAAAUGACAGCACGAGUUCGAGUGAUGAAAAGAGGCCUUGAAAAUCUCUCAGUAUUAGAUUUGUCUUAUAAUCCAGGAAUCACAAAUAAAGGAGUUAGGUAUCUGCGUCCUUUCAAGAAGUUGAACUAUUUGGAUCUCUCUGGGACUGGCCUCAGGGACACAAAAGAAGUCAUUGAUCAGAUCCAGACACUAAUAGGCCUAGUCCGUUCAGCUAUUCCUUUGAAAGUAUUUGAUCAUAGCAACUGCAAAACGGAGGGAUGGGCGGAGCAGGUUAUCUUGCAGUGGAAACAUGCAGUCCUAGAAGUAGUUAACCCAAAAGAAAACAUAAAAUCUAGACUAGCAGCUCAACAUUUCUAUGGAAAAAGACCCAGAGCACAAGGAUCUUCAGAAUCAGGAGAGAAGAAAAGAGAAAAUUAUGAGAACUUGCAAUUCUACAAGGAAAGAACAGAAAUAUCAGAUAUUGGUUUACUAGAAAGGGACAUGGAAAUGAUUGAAGAAUUACGAAAGAGAAAGAGAACUGCAGUUGAGCAUGAAGAACAAAGCCUUAAAUCAGAGCACUUUAGCUUUUCACAGGCAGAAUGGGACUUGCUAAAUUCUUACUGAACAAAGUAAACAUUUUAAACUAAUUGGCUGAAGUUCAGCUUUAUCUCCCUGGAAAGAAACUUAGAAAAUAAAUGGUGCAUUCUAUUUCUGCAGUUAAUGGAGUGGGAAGAAAUCAUCUUCUAAGUACUGUAAGAGAAUGUGAAAAAUUUGCUAUACUUCUCAGUCAUACAGUAAAUAUUUCAGAGGAGAAUACACCACUUUAAGAUGUUUAGGUAAAGAAGGUUUCACUGAGAAACUAUGCUGGAAAUAUCAACUAUGAUCCAUUUUUGCCUGUGGUGCUGAUUUUUGUUGAGCUUCUUAAUUCAUGCAAGUCAUUCUUGUGUGAUGUAAUCUUUUUGUAUGCUGUAUCUGAAGAAACAGGGUGAGACGUGACCAUAAGGAAUGAAAUAUAACACAAUAAACAUAAGGGCUGAAAAGUGUUAUUGUUGAACUCUUUAUGUAAAUUGUGAUGUUCAAAAAUAUAUAUUUGUACUUUUUGAAAAAAGAAUACAAUGGUGCUUGUGCAGUUUCCUUUAAUAGGCUCACCAAUUAAGUUUGACCUUUGUGCGUUAUAAACAAACUGAGG